GGUCGAGGUUACUGCAGAGAGGGGAUCGUAAAAUCACUUAGCUAUGACAGUUCAUGGAGGUCAUGUAGCUACUCUAUUCAUACCUCAGUGAUUCUAACGACCACAGAUAUCGCAACAAGGAUAUAUUAGCUAGCAAGUUGAAAGCACAUUAGCCUAGCUAGGAGACGAAGACUUUAGCUAGCUAGCUAGGUGGCAAGCAACGUAGCUAGUUAGCUGGUUAGCUCAGCUGUGUGUUGUUUCAUCAAACUGUGUAGGUGUCAAACGAAUCGGCUUCAGAAAAAGCAAUAAUUAACCGAUAUUUGACACUGAAUCGCAAAUUUCUACUGAAUAGUGUUGAUGGACUUUCUCGCUGGCUGCAUUGGAGGUGCUGCCGGAGUCUUAGUAGGACACCCUUUUGACACGGUUAAGGUGAGACUCCAGGUCCAGAAUGUGGACAAGCCUCUCUACCGCGGGACCUACCACUGUUUCCAGUCCAUUGUACGGCAGGAGUCGAUGUUUGGGCUGUACAAAGGCAUCGGCUCCCCCAUGAUGGGCCUAACCUUCAUCAACGCCAUAGUGUUUGGAGUGCAGGGCAACGCUAUGCGUUACCUGGGCCAUGACACCCCUAUGAACCAGUUCCUGGCCGGGGCCGCAGCCGGAGCCAUCCAGUGUGUCAUCUGUUGCCCAAUGGAGCUGGCCAAGACACGCAUGCAGAUGCAAGGCACUGGGGAGAAGAAGUCCAAGAGGAAGCUGUACAAGAACUCCCUGGACUGUCUGGCCCGUAUCUACAAGCGAGAGGGGCUGCUGGGGGUGAACCGCGGCAUGGUUACCACGCUGAUCCGAGAAACCCCCGGUUUCGGAGUCUACUUCCUGGCCUAUGACGUCCUGACUCGCUCCAUUGGCUGCGAGCCUGACGACCCCUACAUGAUCCCCAAACUGCUAUUCGCCGGUGGGAUGUCCGGGAUCGCCUCUUGGCUCUCCACCUAUCCAGUGGACGUGAUUAAGUCCCGCCUCCAGGCGGACGGGGUGGGCGGGGUCUACCAGUACACCAGCAUCGCUGACUGCGUGCGGCAGAGCAUUAGGAGGGAGGGGCUCAGAGUGUUCACACGAGGUCUCACCUCCACCCUGCUCAGGGCAUUUCCCGUCAACGCUGCCACCUUCGCCACCGUCACGCUGGUGCUGCUGUACGCACGGGGAGUGGAAGAGGGGCCCACAAACUGUGAGCCAGAGCCCCCCGACACAGCUCACCACACACAGCUACCGCAGCAGACCCAGGCCUCCAGCCUGUGACCUGAGUCUGGAGGUGUUACCCCCAA
Molecule: messenger RNA, 1295 nt
Organism: Coregonus clupeaformis (lake whitefish)
Lineage: Eukaryota; Metazoa; Chordata; Actinopteri; Salmoniformes; Salmonidae
Gene: slc25a29
Product: solute carrier family 25 member 29
Exons: 5
Coding region: 337-1269 (310 amino acids)
Biological process (GO): mitochondrial L-ornithine transmembrane transport
Cellular component (GO): mitochondrion
Molecular function (GO): high-affinity L-arginine transmembrane transporter activity
Source: RefSeq, a predicted model, not a curated record